This is a messenger RNA of Scheffersomyces stipitis CBS 6054, 372 nucleotides long. RefSeq names its product DNA-directed RNA polymerase I core subunit (gene RPA12). Gene Ontology annotation, molecular function: DNA-directed RNA polymerase activity; nucleic acid binding; zinc ion binding. Bases 1 to 372 code for a protein of 123 amino acids. The transcript has a single exon. Gene Ontology annotation, biological process: termination of RNA polymerase I transcription; DNA-templated transcription. Lineage: Eukaryota; Fungi; Ascomycota; Pichiomycetes; Serinales; Debaryomycetaceae. The record is from RefSeq and is a predicted model, not a curated record. Gene Ontology annotation, cellular component: RNA polymerase I complex.
AUGUCAGUUGUCGGCUCGCUAAUAUUCUGUACCUUCUGUGGUAAUCUUUUGGACGCUACCAGCAGCACCAACGAAAUAAAAUGCGGUUUGUGUUCUGCUGGAUAUCCUAAAUCUAAAUUUGCCAACUUGAAAGUUGUAACGACUUCGUCAGAGGACGCCUUUCCUUCCGUUUUAAAGAUGAACAGAUCCGUAGUGAAGACUUCUUUGAAGAAGGAUGAAUUGGACGACGGUGCCACCAUCAAGGAAAAAUGUCCUAAGUGUGGAAACGAAGAAAUGCAAUAUCAUACAUUACAGUUGAGAUCUGCUGAUGAAGGUGCUACUGUCUUUUACACAUGUACCUCAUGUGGGUACCGUUUCAGAACCAACAACUGA